Messenger RNA from Thunnus maccoyii (southern bluefin tuna), 5909 nucleotides. It is a transcript of the gene tmem259, whose product is annotated as transmembrane protein 259. Gene Ontology annotation, biological process: positive regulation of ERAD pathway; response to endoplasmic reticulum stress. The transcript has 12 exons. The record is from RefSeq and is a predicted model, not a curated record. The coding region runs from base 588 to 2915 and encodes 775 amino acids. NCBI's taxonomy places the organism in Eukaryota, Metazoa, Chordata, Actinopteri, Scombriformes, Scombridae. Gene Ontology annotation, cellular component: endoplasmic reticulum.
AGACUGAGCUCAGGGAGGAAACACGUCACAGUUCAGGACCCGUAUCUCCGCUCUGCUCGUAGUUCCGUCUCAUAACAGCAGCCGUCAGUUGCUGCUAGCUGCUGUUAGCCGCUGCUGGCUGAACAACAGCUCAGAGAUAAUCUUUAAACUCCUGAAGAAUCAAACUGAGUCUGUUAAAUAAAUUUGAAAUGAGUCCUCACAGAGUCCCGGACGGGCUGGCUGCGAACUAACACCGCUGCUGUUUGACUAGCGUUAGCUGCUAGCUCCUGCUAACAGUGCUAACCAGCUAGCUGUUGCGUUUAUGAGUCUGCUCGUUUCAUCUGGAGAAAACAUCGAUAAGAAAACGUUAACAUGGACACACAGCUGCGGGAUAAAUAACAGUCUGAGGUCUGUGAAGAAGUUGAAUCCAUCAGCUGCAGAGGUCUUCAUCGUCAUCAUCGUCAUCAUCAUCGCGGUGUCUGUCAGAGGUCAGAGGUCACAGACGGACGUCCCUUCUCUCUGAGCGACGCUCCCGGCAGCCAUGCUGACCUAGAACCAGCCUGAAGCUGUUUGUUCCUGCCGUCUGAGAACAAUAAACCACAGAGAACAUGUCUGAGAACCAGGCCAACAACAACAACGUCCCGCUCAACAACAACAACAACAACAUGGGACCCAACAGGAUCCGCAACCCCAACAUCAACCAGAACCCCCUCAUCAACGUCAGAGACCGCCUCUUCCACGCGCUCUUCUUCAAGAUGGCCGUCACCUACGCCCGACUCUUCCCUCCGUCCUUCAGGAGGGUGUUCGAGUUCUUCGUCCUGCUCAAGGCGCUCUUCGUCCUCUUCAUCCUCGCCUACAUCCACAUCGCCUUCUCCCGCUCGCCCAUCAACUGUCUGGAGGUGGUGAGGGAGCGCUGGCCUCGUGACGGCAUCCUGCGGGUGGAGAUCCAGAGGAACUCCAGCCGAGCGCCCGUCUUCCUGCAGUACUAUGACUCCACGGGCUUCCAGGAGGAGCUGGAGCCUGAGGAGGGAGGAGGAGGAGGGAAAGGAAGAGUGGCGGGGCUCAGCCUGGCAGCGCUGCAGGAGGAGGAGGAGGAUGAAGAGGAGAUGACCCUGGAGAUGUUUGAUAACAGCUCAGUGCAGUUUGAGCUGGACAUCGAGCCUCGUCUGAAGCCGUCUCUGAUUGGAGGAGGUGGAGGAGGCGGAGGAGGAGGAGGAGGAGGAGGUGUGAACGACAGUCAGGACGUCUCCUUCAGCCAGACCACUAAAGGUAUGCAGCCGCUGAAGGACUCUGUGUCUGAGCUGGAGAUGAUAACCAGAGCAGUGUGGCCUCAGGAGGAGUACAUCGUGGAGUAUUCUCUGGAGUACGGCUUCCUGCGUUUGUCUCAGAGCACCAGACAGAGACUCAACAUCCCCGUCAUGGUCGUCACUCUGGAUCCAAUGAAGGACGAGUGUUUCGGUGACGGCUUCAGUCGCUUCCUGCUCGAUGAGUUUUUGGGCUACGAUGACAUCCUGAUGUCCAGCGUGAAGGCGCUCGCAGAGAACGAGGAGAACAAAGGGUUCCUGAGGAACGUGGUGUCUGGAGAACAUUACCGCUUUGUCAGCAUGUGGAUGGCCAGAACCUCCUACCUGGCUGCCUUUGUCAUCAUGGUCAUAUUCACGUUGUCGGUCUCCAUGCUGCUCAGAUAUUCUCACCACCAGAUCUUCGUCUUCAUUGUGGAUCUCCUGCAGAUGUUGGAGAUGAACAUGACCAUCGCCUUCCCAGCAGCCCCUCUGCUCACCGUCAUCCUCGCCCUCGUCGGUAUGGAGGCCAUCAUGUCGGAGUUCUUCAACGACACGACCACGGCCUUCUACAUCAUCCUCAUCGUCUGGUUGGCUGAUCAGUACGACGCCAUCUGUUGCCACACCAACACCAGCAAACGCCACUGGCUGAGGUUCUUUUAUCUUUACCACUUCGCCUUCUACGCCUAUCACUACCGCUUCAACGGUCAGUACAGCAGCCUGGCUCUCGUCACCUCCUGGCUCUUCAUCCAGCACUCCAUGAUCUACUUCUUCCAUCAUUACGAGCUUCCCGCCAUCCUGCAGCAGAUCAGGAUCCAAGAGAUGCUGCUGCAGAACCAGCAGGGGGGUCAGGCCAACCAGACCGCCACCGCCCUGCAGGACAGCCUCAACAACAACAACAGUGCUGCAGCUGCUGCGGCUGCUGCUGCUGCUGCUGCUGCUGCAGCUGCUGCGGCUGGUGCAGGACCUCCAGGACCGGCGGACACCACCCAACCAGCACCCGCCUCCACCCCCCAGCCUCAGCCCGACCCACAGCCCUCCUCCACCUCCUCCUCUCCUGCAGCGGGCGUAGGGGAGGUGAGGUCGGAGCUGAACUGGGUGGCUCAGACGGCCGCCAUCAUCACCGAAGCUCUGUCGUCCUCCACCCAGCAGGGGGCGGCGGUGCUCGAUGGAGGAGGAGGAGGUCAGAGGUCAGCGGGAGCGACAGAGAUCAGCGUGGUGGCCGAGUUCUGGAUGGGAGGAGCAGCUGCAGCAGGUGUAGGAGGAGGAGCAGCAGGUGUAGGGGGUGAAGCUGCAGGCGUAGGGGGAGGAGGAGCAGGUGGAGGAGGAGGAGGAGCAGGUGGAGGAGGAGGAGGAGCAGGUGGAGGAGGAGGAGGAGCAGGUGGAGGAGGAGGUGAAGGGGAGCAGAGUGUAACGGUGGAUCCAAACAUAGUCUCUGUAGAAAUUAAACCCACAGCAGGAGGAGCUGAUCCUCCAGCCACGCCCCCUCCUCCUCCUCCUCCUCCUCCAAUCAGAGGGCCACAGGCGGCGGAGGCGGGGCCCUCAGAGGCGGGGCCAGCAGGUGCGGCCCCCCCACAGACAGACUGCCCCCCUUCACAGAGUUCAGGUACAGACUGGAACUGCAGAGCGCAGCAGAGCUCCUCACACACAUCCUGAGAGUCCAGGUGUCCCGCCGUGACAUCACCUCACCUGUCUGACACCUGUCAGCUGAUCAGCCUGUUUGAUCAGCUGAUCAGAGAGCGUUCAGGGUUUUCCUGUUGAUCCACAUCUGAAAGAAUUAUCUUAUCGUGUUUCCCAACCUGAGGGUGGAGACCCUCCGCAGGUGACGGAAACAGCUGCAGAGACACGAUCGGUUUAUUUUACUGUCUGUCAAUCAAAUAAUCAAUAAAACUAAAAGCAGAUAGAUGACAGAGAGGACGACUCGCAGGCAGAGCUCAAACCUUUCAUCAACUAACUCAUGAGUCGACUGACAGAAAAUUAAUCAGCAACAAUUUGAUAGUUGAUUCAUUGUUUUUCUGUUUUGUUCAGUCGGACAAACGAGACGUUUACAGAACAAAUUAUUCAUGCGACUGCUAAUAACAAUUCCAAUAAUCAAUAAGUCAUUUAAAGCUCCGGCUGUCCUCCUGAUUCUGCUCUCUGUCCUAACAAACUGAAUCUUUGUGUUGGACGGACAGAACGAGACAUUCGAAGACGUCAGAUUUGACUCUGCGGGACAGUUUCAGUUCUUAUGUUUGAGGGACUAAAUGUUCCGAGGUUCCGUCAAGUUCUGUCAGAUCCUGUCAGAUCCUGUCAAGUCCUGUCAGGUUCUGUCAGGUCCCGUCAGGUUCUGUCAGGUCCCGUCAGGUCCUGUCAGGUCCCGUCAGGUCCCGUCAGGUUCUGUCAGGUCCUGUCAGGUCCUGUCAGGUCCUGUCGGAACAUAAAAUAACUGAGUCAGGUUCCGUCAGGUCCUGUCAGGUCCUGUCAGGUUCCGUCAGGUUCCGUCAAGUUCUGUGAGGUUCCAUCAGGUCCUGUCAGGUUCUGAGGUUCCGUCAGUUCCUGUCAGUUCCUGUCAGUUCCUGUCAGUUCCUGUCAGGUCCUGUCAGGUCCUGUCAGGUCCUGAGGUUCCGUCAGGUCCUGUCAGGUCCUGUCAGGUCCUGUCAGGUUCUGUCAGGUCCUGUGAGGUUCUGUCAGGUCCUGUCAGGUUCUGUCAGGUCCUGUGAGGUUCUGUCAGGUCCUGUCAGGUUCUGUCAGGUCCUGUGAGGUUCCGUCAGGUCCUGUCAGGUCCUGUCAGGUCCUGUCAGGUCCUGUCAGGUUCUGUCAGGUCCUGUCAGGUCCUGAGGUUCCGUCAGGUCCUGUCAGGUCCUGUCAGGUCCUGUCAGGUCCUGUCAGGUCCUGUCAGGUCCUGAGGUUCCGUCAGGUUCCGUCAGGUUCUGUCAGGUCCUGUGAGGUUCUGUCAGGUCCUGUCAGGUUCUGUCAGGUCCUGUGAGGUUCCGUCAGGUCCUGUCAGGUCCUGUCAGGUCCUGUCAGGUUCUGUCAGGUCCUGUCAGGUCCUGAGGUUCCGUCAGGUCCUGUCAGGUCCUGUCAGGUCCUGAGGUUCCGUCAGGUCCUGUCAGGUCCUGUCAGGUUCUGAGGUUCCAUCAGGUUCUGAGGUUCCAUCAGGUUCCGUCAGGUUCCGUCAGGUUCCGUCAGGUUCUGUCAGGUUCCGUCAGGUCCUGUGAGGUCCUGUCAGGUCCUGUCAGGUUCUGUCAGGUCCUGUGAGGUUCUGUCAGGUUCCGUCAGGUUCCGUCAGGUUCUGUCAGGGCCUGUGAGGUUCUGUCAGGUUCUGUCAGGUCCUGUCAGGUUCUGUCAGGUCCUGUGAGGUUCUGUCAGGUUCCGUCAGGUCCUGUCAGGUCCUGUCAGGUUCCGUCAGGUCCUGUCAGGUCCUGAGGUUCCGUCAGGUCCUGUCAGGUCCUGUCAGGUUCUGAGGUUCCGUCAGGUUCUGAGGUUCCGUCAGGUUCCGUCAGGUUCCGUCAGGUUCUGUGAGGUCCCGUCAGGUCCUGUCAGGUCCUGUCAGGUCCUAUCAGGUUCCGUCAGGUUCUGUGAGGUUCCGUCAGGUUCUCUGGUUUGUUUCUGUGACUGUUGAACCUUCAGAGAGACGUGGAGACAAACAUUCGAUCUGUGAGAAGCAGAAAUAUAAAUCGAGCCUGUGAUGUGGAUCCAGGUAAAACCCUGAACCAGGUGUGACCUUCACCUGCUCGCCCGCCUCACGUUUCAUCAUCAGAGCUCCUCACCGACACCGAUCGAUCCAUCGGCUGAUCAAUCGUUCAGCUCGUAUCAGAAAGUCUCACACAGAAAGAUGAAAGACUGACGUGUGAAUAUUUCAUUAAUAAUUAAUAAUCAAUCAGUUCCUCUGAUGAUCUUUUCGUUUGGAAAUAAAGGUGAAUUUACUGUUUUGUGAACAUUAAAAUCAAGAUAAAGAAUCAAUAAAAGAGUUUAGAGGUCAGUUCAGUUAUUGUCGCUCUGCUGCAGAAACACCAGCUGAUUAUUCUCCUGAUCAAUAAUCUGUUGAUUAUUAAUCAUUUAGUUUAUAAAAUGUUAAACAGUAGAAGAAGUCGGAGGCGACGUCUUUAAAUGUCUCUUUGUUGUCGACCAGAACUCAAAAUAUUCAGUUUGUUAAAAAAAACAAAAAUAAAAUCUUCACAGUAGGAAUCUGAAGUUAUUGAUGAUUUUAAUAAUUCAUCAAUUAAUAAUAAAUAUUUAGUUUUGUGUUUCAGCUGAAGAUGAAACUUUAAUCAAUCAGCCAAUAACGAUUCAGCCCAUAUUGAUAAUUGAUGAAUCAGACGUUAGACAUCAGAAACAUGAAACUAGUGAUCAGAUCAAUAGUUGGUUGUUAUUGAUCUGUAGAGCAAAAUAAAAGAAACCUGCAUUUAAUUGAUUAUUUGAAACAAAUUGACAGACGGUGAAACUGGAGAUGAUCUGAAAUCUGAUCGUUUAUUGAUCAGAUUCAGAUGUUUCUAUAAACUGCAGCUCAGCGUCACUUUAAACACUGAACAUGGCAGGAACUGAUCGUGAUGAUCAGUUAUUGAUCAGCUGAUCAGCCCUGACUCUGACAGGUUGAAGCACAAACUCAACUGAGUUGAUUUUUUUUUUUUUGUUCCAUAUGCUUUUAUUUUGAAGAUAAAAACUCUUAGA